Messenger RNA from Macrosiphum euphorbiae (potato aphid), 348 nucleotides. Lineage: Eukaryota; Metazoa; Arthropoda; Insecta; Hemiptera; Aphididae. The record is from the annotation of a GenBank genome assembly.
AUGCACUCUCACAAACUCCUGGGUAUCAAACAAAGGUGGUUUAUCGAGCAGCGAAUGGACCAAGCAUCGAUUAACUCAAUGUCUAACCGCGGAACAGCGGGUCGCAGCGUGGGUGGUAGUCACAAUUGCAGAAACGAAGUAUGCAAUGAGAAUAAAAUUGUUGAAUCACUACCACACAUUAGAGGCUUCUGUCCAAAGACUGAGUUACUGCUAAACGCGGCUCAUCAUCGCGUUCGUUCAGCAAUAACUGACCUAUUCCGGAGUAAAAAUUUCGAAGUAUAUAUGAGGAAGUUCACUGCGAAACAACAAAUGACGGUAUCACCCAAAACCGUCGCGCUGAUAUUAUAG